AUGCAAUCAACACGAGAUAUGAUUGAAAUGCAUCUUAACAGCGCAGACGAAGUAAAAUUUCCUCUAAUUCCUCAUAUUGCACCUAUUUGGCCGCCAGACAAGAGAAUUGAAUAUGUCAAAGCCCGGAAAGCUGCUUUUCGGCGUUUCGUCAGGAAAAAAAUGAUCCUGUUUAAGUUUCUGCAAAGUAUGAAUUCGGGCAUGAAGGAUUUGUUUUCGGAAGUGGUUGACAGUAGGGAUGACGCUAAUAGUAUUGUGAAUCUCACCAGAAAUUUUCAAGAAGAGCAACGCAAGAAACACGAGCGGAUUUUCGAGAUUCAAACAGAAGCUUAUCACAGAGUAGAGAGAAAGAAAACUGCUUGGGGAAAAUCCAGAUUUGACGAGGACAGAUGUAAGGUUCCCAGACAGAGCCUCACAGUUACGAGUAAAGGGAAUUUAAAUGAUUUACCGAGCCAAACCUUUAUAAAAGACUUUCAGUUGACCGAGGGGCAUCAAAAGAUUUCAAAAAUUGAGGGAAAUACUUCUGUGAUAUUCCAACGGGAGACAGCGCUAUUACUUAGACGCAACAAAACGGAUGAGGUGGUUUUUCCACAAAAAAAUGGUGUGAUGAGUUUUCCGCAAAUGGAUAGUAGCAACAAAGAUGCAAAACACCCAGUCAGCGACCCUCGCUUUCAACGUUUAUUGACUUGUCUUGUUCCUCCAGCGAAAAAAGGAGAAUUCGACCACGAAAACAUGAAUUCAAGGAGGGCAAAGGAGAACAGAGGAUAUAAAAGAGACAAGGUGCAGAGCAGAUUAAGUGGGAAGACGUUACAUGAGAAAUGGCUUGCAACCAUGACGCCUUAG
Molecule: messenger RNA, 840 nt
Organism: Pocillopora meandrina
Lineage: Eukaryota; Metazoa; Cnidaria; Anthozoa; Scleractinia; Pocilloporidae
Source: the annotation of a GenBank genome assembly